Pochonia chlamydosporia 170 is the source of this 804-nucleotide messenger RNA. RefSeq names its product metalloprotease 1. The record is from RefSeq and is a predicted model, not a curated record. Gene Ontology annotation, molecular function: metallopeptidase activity. The transcript is spliced from 2 exons. NCBI's taxonomy places the organism in Eukaryota, Fungi, Ascomycota, Sordariomycetes, Hypocreales, Clavicipitaceae. The coding region runs from base 1 to 804 and encodes 267 amino acids.
AUGUUGUUCAAGACUGUCCUCCUGCUGGCCAGUUCCCUGACUGCAAGCGUCAUGGGAGCUGCUCUGCAGGGCCAUAAUGAAUGCGGUACUCCAGAGCCCACCGAGGAGCAAAAACAGAUUGCCCAGCAGAUGCUCUUGAAUGAGACCAUGCUUCGCAUUGCUGGAGUUGCGCCUGGGCCAGACGUCAAUAUCCCAGUAUAUGUUCACAUUGUUGCCAUUGACAAGACCACCAAGGGGGGGUGGGCAAAUGAAGAGGAUGUUCGUACAACCAUCGCCGAGAUGAACCAACAUUACAAGGGCAUGGGUUUCCAAUUUACUCUGAAGGAGAUCGACUACACCAUUAAUAAAGACUGGGCGAUGAGCAAAGGCGAGAUAAAGAUGAAGACUGCACUCCGCAAGGGGGACUACAAGACUCUUAACAUUUAUUAUACCCCUAAAAUGACGUCUAAUGGGUACAGCUACUAUCCUGAAAAGGUAACACCUGGCUCUCAAAAGUUUUACCGAGAUGGUUGUGUAGUGCGGACAGAUAUCAUGAGAAACAAGCAGACUGCAACCCAUGAGGUUGGUCACUGGCUAGGUCUGUUCCAUACGUUUGAGUCAGGGUGCGAGGGUGGUGGUGAUAUGGUCGAUGACACCCCUGCGCUCAAGAUUGGCUGGGACUGUGAUGAGAAUCUGGACACUUGUCCCGAUCUUCCAGGUAAAGACCCAGUUCAUAAUUUUUUGAGCUACGGCGAUUGUCGAAAUGUCUUUACUCCGGGUCAGGGUGCGCGCAUGCGCAGCCAGUAUGACCUUUACCGGAAGUGA